Messenger RNA from Musa acuminata AAA Group (dessert banana), 1303 nucleotides. Its product is annotated as vesicle-associated protein 4-2-like. The coding region runs from base 187 to 1032 and encodes 281 amino acids. Gene Ontology annotation, cellular component: plasma membrane; endoplasmic reticulum membrane. Gene Ontology annotation, biological process: endoplasmic reticulum membrane organization. NCBI's taxonomy places the organism in Eukaryota, Viridiplantae, Streptophyta, Magnoliopsida, Zingiberales, Musaceae. The record is from RefSeq and is a predicted model, not a curated record. The transcript is spliced from 8 exons.
CUCUCUCUCUCUCUCUCUCACAAGAAGGUUCCCGGACUCCAAAGCAGACCAUUGAGCUUACGGAGGCCAGCGCAGUGGCUUCUUUUACGUGCCCUUGGUAGCGCGAUUCAUACUGCAUCGAUCUGGUCCCCCGCCGGCGAUUGAUAAGGAGCAGGAGUCUGGUAGCCGAUCUGGGAGGUGUUCGCCAUGGCGUUAGCCGAAGUCAAGGCGGGGACGGAGGGGAAGGGGUGGGGGAUUUGCCGGCUGCCUUUCUUCGGCGGCGGGGGCGGAGGUGAUGGAGGAUCGUCGUCCAACUCUUCGUCGACGUUCAUUUUGACGCAUAGCCACCAUUACCGAUCGUCGGGGCAGGGCCAGACGGGGCAGGUGGAGGGAGGGGCCGCAGCGGCGCAGGCCGGAAGGCGCAGCUCCGGCGCCACCUCGGUGUCGUCGGUUGCCAGGUCGCUGCUGCCCACCAGACGCCGCCUUCGGCUCGAUCCGCCCACCAAGCUCUACUUCCCUUAUGAACCUGGAAAACAGGUGCGAAGUGCAGUCAGGAUUAAGAACACCAGCAAGUCGCAUGUGGCAUUUAAGUUUCAAACAACUGCACCAAAGAGCUGUUUCAUGCGUCCUCCUGGAGGUAUACUCUCCCCAGGGGAGAGUAUCAUUGCUACUGUUUUCAAGUUUGUUGAGCAACCAGAGAAUAAUGAAAAGCCAAUGGAUCAAAAGAGCAAGGUUAAGUUCAAGAUUGUUAGCUUGAAGGUGAAUGGUCCUAUGGAAUAUGUACCAGAGCUAUUUGAUGAGCAGAAAGAUCAGGUUGCAGUAGAGCAAAUUCUGAGGGUUGUCUUCCUGGACCCAGAUCACCCCUGCCCUCAAAUGGAGAAGCUGAAGAGGCAACUGGCUGAGGCUGAGGCCGCGCUGGAGGCACGCAAGAAGCUCCCUGAAGACACAGGUCCUCGGAUUGUUGGAGAAGGACUGGUUAUUGAUGAAUGGAAAGAAAGAAGAGAACGAUAUCUUGCUCAGCAGCAGCAGGUGGAAGGGGUUGAUUCAGUUUGAAGUGUUGGCCAAAGAAAUUAGUCUGACAACUUAUCAGUGGGAGCUAUUCUGGCUGCUAUAUCAGAUUAGUAGAAUUGUAAUUGCUGAAUGAUUGGCUAACAUCAUGAACGGGAGCUAUUCUGGCUGCUGUAUCAGAUUAGCUGAAUUGUAAUUGCUGAAUUAUAGGCUAACAUCAUGAACCAAAGGAUACAAAACCAUUGCAGGGAAACCAUUGUUCUUUUGGCACCCUCCUCGAUAGAACAGUAAGAUCCAUUGAAUUAUUUAUCGGAAA